This is a messenger RNA of Vidua chalybeata, 2967 nucleotides long. RefSeq lists its product as uncharacterized. Gene Ontology annotation, molecular function: DNA-binding transcription factor activity; sequence-specific DNA binding. Gene Ontology annotation, biological process: regulation of DNA-templated transcription. The coding region runs from base 100 to 1608 and encodes 502 amino acids. The record is from RefSeq and is a predicted model, not a curated record. NCBI's taxonomy places the organism in Eukaryota, Metazoa, Chordata, Aves, Passeriformes, Viduidae. The transcript is spliced from 6 exons.
GCAAGAGCUUCCGAUGGGAUUUCUCAAUUUGGACCUUUCUGAAAGCUCCUGCGCUUGCCUUGGCGGUUUGGGGCUGUACUGCAAAGCAAAGGCGGUAGGAUGACUGCAGCCAGGGAAAGAGAGGGUUUGCACCUGGCCCUGCCGUGCCGACCCCGGCCAGCCUCGGCAGCCGCCCGGCCCACGCCGUGCCCGCAGCCCCGGCUCUGCCGCGCUCGUCCCUGCCAAGUCCGGCGCAGCGCCCCCCUCAGGCCGCGCGCCGCCGGCGCAGCCGCGGCCGUUGCGCUCCGGCCGUUGUGGCACCAGUCGGCGAUCAGCGCCAUGGCAGAGCUGCCGCUGCCCGCCGGGCUCAGCGCCAGCACCUUCCCCGCCAAGCUGUGGCGCCUGGUGAACAGCCCCCGCGUCCACUCCGUGCGCUGGGACAGCCGGGCCCGGGGACUGCUCAUCGACCGCUCCCUUUUCGAGCGGGAGCUGCUCAGCCCGGGCGACGCCCAGGGGCCGGCCCCGCACACCUUCAGGGCCACGCAGUUCCGCAGCUUCGUGCGCCAGCUCUACCGCUACGGCUUCCACAAGGUGCCGGGCUGGGUUGGCUCGGCUGCGCCGGGCGAUGCCGGGACCUGGCUCCACUACAGCAACCCCUGCUUUCGCCGCGACCGCCCCGACCUCCUGCUCCGCAUCAGGCGCCGGAGCGCGGCCAACAGGCGGCGGCCGGCGGCGGGGCAGGAGGGCCGCAGGCGCCCGCCCUGCGGCUCCCAGCAGCUCCCCGGGGCGCGGCCGCUGCCGGACGGGCGGGACGGGCGCAGUCGCUUCCAGCCGCUCUCCAGGGAGCGGCCGCCGCUGCCGCCCGGGCGCCCGCCCAGCGGCUUCCUCCUGCUGCACAGGGAACGGACGCUGCCGGACGGGCGGGAGCUGCGCAGUCCCCGGCCCGGCCGCUUCCAGCAGCCCCCCGGGGAGCGGCCGCUGCUCGCCCGGCGCCCGCCCUGCAGCUUCCACCUGCUGCACAGGGACCGGCCGGUGCCGGCCCGGCGGGAGGGGCCGAGCCGCUUCCGGGAGCUCUAUGGGGAGCAGCCGCUGCCCGCCGAGCGGGAGGUGCUACGGGUCCCGCCCUGCGAGUUGCUCGCUUUCCACGGGGAGCCGCUGCUGCCGCUCGGGCGGGAGGGGCCCCGCAGCCGCUUCCAGGAGCUCUGCGGGGGGCAGCUGCCUCCGAUCGACCGGGAGGUGCUCAGGAUCCCGCCCUGCAGCUUCCAGCAUCUCCACAGGGAGCAGCAGCCCCCAGCCUACGACCCACGAGCCACCUCAGACACUUCAGCCCCCAGCGCUCCAUCUAGCAGUGCAGGCUGUGCAGCAUCGAUGGCCUCCAGCUCAGCCUGGAAUGCACCUGAGGAAAAGGAAUGGCCACCAGUGGAUCUUGGCUUUGCUGUAGAGCAAAUGAUCCAGGAGAUCAGGAGAUCCCUGCCUGAAAGGUCUCCCUCUGCUCAGGGCAAUAUUAAUGUUGCCCCUGAGUCUUCAGGAGGGGAGCCUGUGAACCGGGCUGCAGCAGAGGAAACUUCAUCAGGCACGGAGAGCUGCGGGAACAGUUCCCCAGAGCCCGAGGAGCUUGAUCCCGUGUGAUCAGCUUCUCCAGGAGGGCUGCCCUGUGUGGCAGGAAGAGACAGAGGGAGAGCCUGUGACCACUGGGCAGGUGGAAUUCCUCUAUCUCUAGUUAUAUUUAUAGAUGUGUAUAGUUAUAUUUAUUGAUCUAUGUAGUUGUGUUUAGAGAUUUAUGUAGUUAUAUUUAUCUAUCUAUAUAGACAGAGAUUUGUACAGUUAAUUUAUUUUUAGUUUUAGGUGUAUAUAUUUAUAUUUUUAGAUGUGCAGUUAUAGUUAUAGAUGUCCAUAGUUGCAUUUAUACAUGUGUAUAGUUACAUUUACAUAUAUAUAGUUACAUUUAUAGAUAGGCAUAUUUAUAUUGAUAUAUGGGGGCUUAGUUACAUAGAUUGAUAUCUGUAUAGGUAUAGGGCUGUUUUUAACCUCUUCCCCUGCUCUGCUUCCUCCCUCACCUCUUGCUUUUCCCCCUGUGCCCCCUCUGUCCCCUCUCCCUGUGCUGGGUCCGAGCUGGCGGCCGGGCCGGGCGGAGCAGCAGUUCCAGCCCCGGGUGUCCCUGGAGCGGUGGGAGCUGCCGGUGGCCCCAGGCACUGUCCCCUGAGGAGCUGCUGCAGGACGCUGCAGUGAAGACCUAGAGGACAGCCGGAGACUGACGGGAGCCAGCAGGGAGAAGCUGAAGGCCAGCAGCAAGAGCAGGGAACGGGGACCUGCUGCUGCCACGCUGGAGAGAGCCCGGCUGUGCCAUCUGCUGUCCCUGUCCAGGAGAGCUGCUCUGCACGGGAGGAAGAGACCGAGGGAGAGCCUGGGGACAUCGGCGGCUGCAAUCCCUUCUGAUCUAGUUCUGUUUAUGGAUGCAUAGAGUUAGACUUUGAUAGUUACAAGUAUAGGGAUAUUUACACACGUAGACUCAUAUUUGUAUAGGUGUCUAUGUAUGUGUAUUGUUAUAUUGAUGCAUGUAUAUUGAUCUGUUUGCAUCUCUAGUUAUGUUUACAUACUUGUACAGUUUUGUAGCUGUGUAGUUCUAUUGCUGGGGUUGUAUGGAUUGUUUUAUUGGCCCAUUGAUAUUUGUAUAUUUAUAGAUAGGUUUGUUAUGUGUAUAUUAUAUAUGUCAUAUAUGUAAUGAAAUACAUAAUACAUAUUUACAUCUGUAUAUUCUUAUGUAUUUACUUCUAUUUAAAUAUAUAUGGAGUUGCAUAGUUCUAAAAUUCUAUUAAUUUAGUUCUGGAUCUGAGAUUCUUUUGAAAGGGAUAUUGAUAUUUCUGUAUUCGUACAUGGGCCAUACAGUUGUAGUAAUAUGUAAAAAAUUUAAGUGUUAAACUUCAAUUCAUAUUUGUGUAUAUUGAGUUGUUGUAGAGAGUUGCAAUAAAUUAAUUUUUUUUAACUGAA